Otolemur garnettii (small-eared galago) is the source of this 1402-nucleotide messenger RNA. RefSeq names its product MPV17 mitochondrial inner membrane protein like (gene MPV17L). Gene Ontology annotation, cellular component: membrane; cytoplasm. The record is from RefSeq and is a predicted model, not a curated record. NCBI's taxonomy places the organism in Eukaryota, Metazoa, Chordata, Mammalia, Primates, Galagidae. Bases 59 to 649 code for a protein of 196 amino acids. The transcript is spliced from 4 exons.
CCAGGCGGCGGCGGGCGCGGUCAGGCGAGCUUCCCGGCUGUGGCUAGCGGGAGCGAGCAUGGCGGGCUGGUGGCGGGUGCUGCAGCGCGCGGGCCAGCGCUACCCGUGGCCCACCAACGUCCUCCUCUACACUGGACUCUACUCCGCCGGCGACGCGCUGCAGCAGCGGCUGCGGGACUGCCCCGCGGACUGGCGCCAGACGCGGCACGUGGCCACAGUGGCCUUGACCUUCCACGCCAACUUCAACUACGUGUGGCUGCGCCUACUGGAGCGCGCGCUGCCCGGCCGCGCGCCACGCGCCGUUCUGGCCAAGGUGCUGUGCGACCAGGCGGUCGGCGGGCCCAUCGCGCUGUCGGCCUUCUACGUCGGUAUGAACAUUCUCCAGGGGAAAGAAGAUAUAUUUUUGGAUCUGAAACAGAAAUUCUGGAAUACAUACAAGACUGCUCUGAUGUACUGGCCUUUUGUACAGCUGACCAACUUCAGCCUUGUUCCUGUUCACUGGAGAACAGCUUACACCGGACUCUGUGGUUUUCUUUGGGCCACCUUCAUUUGCUUUUCUCAGCAGAGUGGUGAUGGCACAUUGAAGUCAGCUUUCACCUUCCUUCAUAUGAAGGAGGCCAGUGCGGUUGAAAGGCCCCCAGAGAAAUGAGAAGUCAAGGACUCUCCUAAAGUGACUAAAUUUUGUCCUAAAAUGCACUGGAUUGCCUGCAGAGAAAAUACUUAACGGUUAUGUGCUUCAUUUUGAAGAAUUACAAUAGUAUUCUAUGGACUCACUUGUUUUUUAAUUAUCAGUGAUUAUUUUGAAUUGUAGUCAAGCUUGUUUUUCCUCUCAUUCUGUUUUGAAAAUCUUACUUCUGUAAUGUUUUCACUUCUCUGUUAUUUUGGUUAAUAUCAAUAACAGUGACAAAAAUAGCCACUGUUUUAGAGUUAUUAAAUAUUUUAGAGUUAAUUAUAUUUUUAUUUGAAUAUUUUAAAUAUUCAAAAAUCAGGAAUAUUUGUCAGGAAUCCCAAUUUUGAUUGUUUACAUCUCUAUUCUAAAAUCUCAGGUUAUCUCCUAAACAUUUUUGAGUCAGUUUAUCUUUUAUACCAAAAACAGCCCUUAUGGUAAAUUUCUGUUUACACAGAAUUCAAUCAAGGAAAAUAUUGAUAACCAGAUUCUUCCCCUCAAAAUACUAUAUAAUAAUUUAUUGUUAUGCUGAUACUAAAAUUCUACAAAUACAUUUUUUACCAUCAAAAAAAUAGUGUUCUGUUAAGAAUGUAUUUUAUCUAGUUUUACAAUUUCUAAUUUAAGUACUUUUAAAUUAUUGUAUUUUAGUUUUGAGCAUGUUGACCGAAGCACCCCAUUUCCUAGACAUAUGAAAUAAAAUUUUUGGCUUCUUUUUUUUUGAGGCAGAGUCUCACU